Cladocopium goreaui is the source of this 581-nucleotide messenger RNA. The record is from the annotation of a GenBank genome assembly. NCBI's taxonomy places the organism in Eukaryota, Dinophyceae, Suessiales, Symbiodiniaceae.
CCGGUUCAAAUCCAUUAGCCCCGGCUGCGUUUCUUCUUCUCAGUGCCAUGGGCUUCGGAAAGCUGGGCCUGGAGCUGCGUGAAUACUACGCCGCGGCCUGCGGUCAUUGUCAGGCCCUGGCGCCUGCCUGGAAAGCAGCCCAGAAGGCCUACAUCGGUCCGGUGACCUUCCGUCAGAUCGAAUGCCAUGAUCAGAACUGGAAUCCCGUGCCCGAAAACACGGAGCUCUGCAAGGACAUCAGGGCCUUUCCCACCAUCAAGAUGUUCAAGGACGGCAAGGAGCUUUCGGACUACGAGGGCAAUCGCAGCUCCGCGAGCCUGGUGGACUUUGCCAAGCAACAUGAGAAGCUGUUGAAGCAGUCCGCCCUGCCAUUGCUGGCCGCAGCUCUUCCGCCUGCCUCAUCUUCCCGGCAACGUCAGGCGGCUGCGUUUCUAUAGGCCACAUAUCGGCGCAGAACUCGGCGCCUGGCUUGGAUGCAGGCAUAUGCAAUUGGCCCAAUUUCCACGAGAGGAGGCCAAAAUUCACUGCGGAAAUUCGCAAACAUCGCUGACUCCACUUGGUGAGCCGACUGGUGCGGACAA